Drosophila rhopaloa is the source of this 2400-nucleotide messenger RNA. RefSeq lists its product as uncharacterized. The record is from RefSeq and is a predicted model, not a curated record. NCBI's taxonomy places the organism in Eukaryota, Metazoa, Arthropoda, Insecta, Diptera, Drosophilidae.
UAGCGCCAAACACGGCGUUGUUUCGAAGUAUAUUUUAUUCACUUGAUGCCAAUUUGGCUCGCGCGAAGAUGUGUGAGGUGCGAAAUCUUAUUGACUUGACCGAAUGGGAUGAGCCCAACAAGGAGGCGUUCGAGGAGACGGACGACGUGGUGGUCGCCGCGAAAUUCCAAGGUCCCUAUGACCCCUUCGAUCUGAUGGAGAAGGAGGCUAGCAUCAAGGGUAUGACUUUAAAGACACAGAUCACGGAAAAGGUGUCCAGCGCCGAAAGGCAAUAUCCGGACCUCAAUAACGAGAGCCCCCCGGUUUGCAUGCAGACGGAUGCGGCGUCCGGAGAAAACUCCCAGAAACGGCGCUCGAACAGCUCGUUCCAAAAGCAGCUGCUAAAACUAAAUGCCUCACGAUCCGUGGCCAAUACGCCGCCUCACAAUCGGUCCAAAGCGUGUUUCGAGAAGGCAAUUCUAAACGACGAUCUGCAGAUGCUGGCAGCAGAGUCGCCGCUGAAGCUUAUUAAAGACGACGACGUGCUAUCCUCCAGCCUCAGUUUCGAGGAAGACCUCAAAAUGUUACGUAUACCGAUUCUAGACGCCUUAAAUAAUGGGGAACUCAAAUCAAGUGCCGAUGAAAAAACACCAGUUACUGAAAUUGAUGCGAAACCCCAUGAAAGUUCUGAACCAGAAGUUGAUCAAUCACCGACGAAAGAUUUAAGCCAACUCCUAAAACAGCUGAAAAUUUUAGCUCAUGAACACGUUCAGAGGACCAAGUGGCAUCUGUUUGACACUGCAAUUGAAUCAAUUGCUGCAGUCAUCUUCGGUCCCAGUGACGCUUGUGUGGAGGCCCGAAAAGCCGAUCCAGCAUUACAGUCGCCUUACUCAUACACCCGACAGGGAACUUUCGAUCUCGAACUUCAAGGUUCAAAAACAAAGCGUUCUUUUGAAACUGUGCAGCUACCGGAGGAGGAGAUCGGGUGCCCAUCAGUGACGCCUAGCAGCAACGAUCAAAACUUUCCCGAUGUCAUGGUCUGCUCUGCAGCCACCUUUGACGCCGACUCCCGUCUAGACCCAUUUGAAAACGACUUGAACCCAGUUCCACCGAUGAUAUCUUUCUCACCCGUCACCAGAAACGAGCCUUAUAUGACAGAGUUGGUCGACGAACGACUCGCUCUGCAGAUCAAUGAGCUGCUGGAACGGCACAAACUCUCAAAGACGGCGAUCGGCGAUCACGAACCACAAGGUGUCGAUCCCAGGACAGUCAUAUUGUUGGUAAAUCCCAGUAGCUAUGGCAGUCAGCAUGCAUUCUCCUCCAGCUGUAUUGCGAAGCCGAAUCCAAUGCCAUUAAAAGAUUCCAACGAUGCAGGCUCAAUGCGCCGACGAUCGUCUUCACUGUCCAUUCAGGACAAGUCCAAGCUACCCAGGGAAGUCCUGAAAUCCGAUCGCCAAGUGGAAAAUCUCCCGCCGCCCAAGGAAGCCAAAAGCACAGCCACUGUAGGCCCAAUAAAUGGACCAGCUUCGUUUCAAAAGAGCAACUCCUUUUCCACGCCUAGCAAUCCGUCCACAAAGGCCUACGAAAGCAGACGCACCCUUCUGAGCAGCCGCUUGAAAACCACAUCAAUUACGGAAUCCGUGGCAAAAUCCAAUGGAACCAUGAAGGCGACGAAACCUAUUAAGCCGGUGGUUCCGAUUAUGAAAGUGACCGCGACGAACGAGUCCACCUACCUCAAUCCCGUCCACCCACGUGUCCCAGAGACGCCUAUAUCUUCGAGGACCAAGCCCGUUCAAAAGAUAUCCUGCACUAGCACGCCACUACCGCAAAUGCGCUGCCAGCAGCGUAAAUCCCUCAAGCCUUUGGGCAUGGCCGCAGGAUCAUCCCUGUCUAAUGCCUCCUACUCGACGCCAAGUUUUAGGGGCCCGAGCUUCUCCAAGAAAACCGGUUCCGGAUAGAGUGCAUUGCGUAGAAAGCAAGAUAGGUAGCACUUCCUUGUCCCGUGGUGGUGGCGCAAUGUCGCCUGAAAGUGAAUUCAAAUGUGAUGUCAAGUUAUGAGGUCAAGUUUUUAACCUUGAAGAUAAACCAACAGUGUGAAAACGGCUUGGCUAUCUCCCUAUAUUUUUGUUUUACUUAUUUUUGUUUAACGUCUCAAGAUAAAGCAAACUGAUAUGUACUCUGUGCGCAAUCUGACUAGGUAGGCAUUUCCAAGAGUAUGCUCAAAUACCCAAUGUAAUGUUUUCUUUUUCAGUGUAAAGUAAAUAACGUGUGGUUAAAUCGAUUGCAUUAGUUACAUGAGCUUGCUCUUAGGAUUGGCUAUCCUCAUAAAUUAGUCACUUGCAAAACUAUUUUUUUUUAAUCUGUUCACUCUCACUCUCAUUGUAUUCGAGUUUAAUAAAAGAUACUAUAAGUUAAAUCACA